Molecule: messenger RNA, 2975 nt
Organism: Gavialis gangeticus (Gharial)
Lineage: Eukaryota; Metazoa; Chordata; Crocodylia; Gavialidae
Gene: SLC35A3
Product: solute carrier family 35 member A3
Exons: 8
Coding region: 324-1367 (347 amino acids)
Biological process (GO): pyrimidine nucleotide-sugar transmembrane transport
Cellular component (GO): Golgi membrane
Molecular function (GO): UDP-galactose transmembrane transporter activity
Source: RefSeq, a predicted model, not a curated record
CGAAGGUGCUUCAUUUGUACACAGCAUUGCUGACGACUGCUUUUCUUGGAACCUGCAACUCGGUUCCAUUCUUAACUCCAAGAACAAUCUUUCUUUUACAACUACAGCAAUACUUAAGUUCAUUUUGUGUGGUUGUUAAUGCUUUGGGUCCAUUUAAGGAAUCAAUGGAAUAAAUAUUUAAUGUUCUUCUGCUGCUACCUUUCUGAGGCACCUUGUCCUAUUUAAGGAACUGCUUGGCAGGAAAGAAAAUGGAUGUGACCAGUUUUUUACAGGCAAAGUUAAAUGGAUGAUAUUACAGUCUUAAAUUUCUGCUUUCUGGAAUCAUGACAGAUAAAGAACCCAAGAUUGUACUUGAAGACAACAAUUCUGAAAGUGAAAGUCAAGCAAUGUCUACCAAUUUGAAAUACGUCUCCUUGGGGAUCUUGGUCUUUCAGACCACUAGUUUGGUCUUGACUAUGCGUUAUUCUCGGACAUUGAAAGAAGAAGGACCUCGCUACUUAUCCUCCACUGCUGUAGUUAUUGCUGAGCUGCUGAAGAUUAUGGCCUGUAUUUUACUUGUCUACAAAGAUAGCAAGUGCAAUUUUCGGACACUGAACAGAGUACUACAUGAUGAAAUCCUUAACAAGCCAAUGGAAACACUUAAACUUGCUAUCCCAUCAGGAAUUUAUACCCUCCAGAAUAACUUGCUUUAUGUAGCACUGUCAAAUCUAGAUGCAGCCACUUAUCAGGUUACAUAUCAAUUGAAAAUUCUUACCACAGCUUUAUUUUCUGUGUCCAUGUUAAGUAAGAAAUUAGGUGUAUACCAGUGGCUUUCUUUAGUGAUUUUGAUGACAGGAGUUGCACUUGUCCAGUGGCCCUCAGAUUCUCAAACAUUAACUGCUAAGGAGCUUUCUGCAGGGUCUCAGUUUGUAGGCCUCAUGGCAGUUCUUAUAGCCUGCUUUUCCAGUGGAUUUGCUGGGGUUUAUUUUGAGAAAAUUUUAAAAGAAACCAAACAGUCUGUGUGGAUCAGAAACAUCCAACUUGGAUUUUUUGGUAGCAUAUUUGGAUUGAUGGGUGUGUACAUUUAUGAUGGAGAACUUAUUUCAAAGAAUGGAUUUUUUCAAGGGUAUAACAAACUUACCUGGACAGUUGUAGUUCUACAGGCACUUGGGGGCCUUGUGAUUGCUGCUGUCAUAAAAUAUGCAGACAAUAUUUUAAAAGGAUUUGCAACUUCUUUGUCUAUUAUCUUGUCAACAUUGAUCUCCUAUUUCUGGUUGCAAGAUUUUGUCCCUACUAGUGUCUUUUUCUUUGGAGCCAUUCUUGUAAUAGCAGCUACCUUCCUAUAUGGUUAUGAUCCAAAACCUGCAGGAAAUCCUAUUAAGGCAUAACAGACUUCCUUAUCCACCUGUUUCUCAAAACUGUGCAUUAAGGACCUCAAAAAGAAAUUUGCAUAUGGGUGAUGGUAUCAAGCACUGGAAGGAGAGGAUUAUCACGCUGAAGCUGAGCAAGAACUAAUUAUUGCUAAUUACUGGUUUUGGACAACCAAAGGGAUUAAACAGAGAAAAAUGUAUGUACUUCUGAUGAAAGAAUGAAGGGGGAACUUCUAAGUGCAACUUGGUAAUACAAACUUGAAAGGAACAAAACGUUUCCAAGCAGCUGCAAUUAGGAAUGUUUACAACUUGAACUUGUGGUUAAACAGAAGAUUUUACUGUUUUGACUGCUGCGGAACUGUCCUAUGCACUCUUUGCAAGAGCACAUGACAAUAUUGUCAGAUUGUUUUUGCAAAUUGACUCUAUUUAAACUUAGUAAAUAUGUUUUUAACUGUUCUGUCCUUGGACUUUGAAUUGAACACAAUUCAUAGUUCUAAAGUACUGGUUCUAAUUAGGUAUUCCUUAUGAAAGCUGUGACAACUGAAGUAUGAUUGAAACACAUUUUUACGUAUUAAAGAGUUUUAUAUUUAUAGAGGGCUGAUUUAAUAAAAGGAAAUCUGGAUUCUAUUGCUCUAUAUAUUGCUGUAUAAACGUUUUUGGAAUUAUUUUAAUGUUCUUACUUUAAGUGCACAAAAGGAGAAAUUAAGCAUGAAGGCUAGGAAUUUGUGCUGACAUUCCAACCUGACCAAUGGUGACCAUUGGUGUUACAAGGCUGUACCAGCUCUAUAUAGAGCAUGUACCAGAAGGUCCUGCAAUAUCCUGGAACAUUUGCAUUGGUGUUAAAGAUGGAGUGUUUGCUUGGAUAAUGUUCAUUCCUUUAGUUUUAUUGAUCUAAAUCAAUUCAAAGUAGGUUUUGUUUAUAGUUUAAAUGUCCUUUGGGGAUUGUUUUAAUUUUAAUGUUAAGGAGGAAACUAAACAAAUGCAUUGUUACUGUCUGGAAUAACUCUUUUUGGAGCCAUUAUGGUAUAUCAUGUGUAUACUGUACUGUACCUUAUAUUACCAAGUUGUUGGGUUUUUUUAAUGAGUGUAUUUACUCACAUGAGCUCUUGCAAAGCUGUUUCAGUACAUUUUGUAUACAAUGGCUUGCUUAGAGAUUUUUUUUCAGGAGUUGCUGAGCCAGUUGAACCAGAAUGGCUCCUUUAGAGUUGUUCAAUAUAGUGUUUGAAUUAGAUAAUUUAGUAAACAUGCAGGUUAUAGUAAACUAUAAAAUAAUGGGGAACAUUUAUUGUGCAAUAGAUGGAUGUAAAGAUGUAUUGUUCUUUUUCACCCCACCCAAAAAUACUAAAAGCAGCUAGAUCCUGCUAAUUAUACAUCUUGCUAAAUAAUGUACACAAGUGAUGUCAAAACACAAAAAACUUGCCUAAAAAAACCCUUUCAUUCCAUUCACUUUUCCCUGAAACUGGCUUGAAAAGUAAGUAUUCUCAUGAGUUUUACACAACAGGUAUUAACAUGGAGUGACUUCUGACCUGUGGUUACACUUGUGGAAGUAGCAGCUGAUAAAAGUGAAAUGUUAAUGAUACCUUACCUGUAGAAUCGCAAAUGAUAAAAGUAUUUAAUGUCUCACUA